CCAGCAUUCGGAAUUCCAGCAUUCUUCCGUACGAUUUUCUUAGUCGACUUCAAUGGUGAAGAUGCUUUCGUCUGUAGGUAGAAGAAAAAGCAAGACUGCCUUCGGUUUUGACAUUGCCUUUUCUUACAUUGAUCAAAGGCUUCAAGAUGUUUUGGGCCAUUUCCAGAAGGAUUUCGAUAGAGGGAUUUCUGCAGAGAAUCUGGGGCCAAAAUUUGGCCAAUAUGGAUCAUUUUUACCAAUGCUUCUACGGAAUCCUCUUACGCAAUCACAACAUAAGAGUGUUACAAGUGUACAGAGUAGCAAUAUUCCCCAAUUGCUCAAGAAAUUUGAGAAUACGCACUCGACCACCACAAACAAUACUACCCUACAUGCAUGUGACAAAAAGGCACUAAAAAUUCGCAUUAAAAUUGGCGUUGGCAAAGCACCCAAAAGCAAUUGUGUGGGUCAUCGUAAUUUGGAUUUUAAUAACUGCUUGUCAUCUUCAUUUGAGAGUACCGUGGAAAAUAAAGAUGGAAACCAUGAACCGCUCUCUUCAAUGGUGCAGGCUAAGGCAUUGUUAGUAAUUCCUGAGAAUUCUACACUUUCACCCAUUCCCGAUUCUUUGUGCUUAGAAGAGAAGGGCAGCCCUGCUACAAGGAGUUAG
Molecule: messenger RNA, 643 nt
Organism: Magnolia sinica
Lineage: Eukaryota; Viridiplantae; Streptophyta; Magnoliopsida; Magnoliales; Magnoliaceae
Product: cysteine-tryptophan domain-containing zinc finger protein 7-like
Exons: 5
Coding region: 53-643 (196 amino acids)
Source: RefSeq, a predicted model, not a curated record